AAUGGUAGGAGUUUUAUGAGGAGAAAUAUGUAUAGUUGGGGGUUAGGGUGUUGAGGGAGGUGGGAUGUGUGUUGUAGAAGGAAUUAAAUCAAUUUUGUCGGGAGUUUAGAGUUAUGAACAAAAUUUGGAAGAUUGUAGGGUGUUAAUAAAAGCCUAUACAGAUAAUAAUUGAAGUCAGAAGAUAGUUUAAUGAUAGGGUACCAUGGAUUAUGACAAUUUAUCAAAAAUGAAAUCAUGGAAGGAUUUUGGCCUCUAUUCCUCAAAUUUUGCACCUAAAUUUUACACUUAAUAACUGCAAGCCCAUUGGAUGUUACAAAACUAUGAUAAUAUUUUGAUCACGGAUACAAAAUGCUUACUUAAAUUUCAAAAAUAAGUUCAAAGAGACAACUACAGAUUCCGAAUUGAAUGAACAUCUUCAUGAACUUCUAAUAAUAUUUUCUUUUAUUAUCUGAGCCAGUUUUAUUAAGAAGAUCAUGUUAUUCCCACGCUUAUUGACAGAGAGCAUUCUCAAAGAGAGUGAUCAAAAGUUAGCAUGCAGAUUAUGCUCCACAACUCUGGUACUGACCUCAUAGAUCUAAUAUGAUCUCUUACAUGCUCAUAUUUAAACAUCUG
This is a messenger RNA of Moneuplotes crassus, 612 nucleotides long. NCBI's taxonomy places the organism in Eukaryota, Ciliophora, Spirotrichea, Euplotida, Euplotidae. The record is from the annotation of a GenBank genome assembly.